AAUUGGGAAAAUAAUUUAUCAUUUCCAUCAGUAAUAAACCUGUCCCUUUCCAAACCAAUGACCAACUUUAGAAUUUCCUCUGGUGUCCAAGGUGUCAUGAGACUACUACCACCAUCAUCCUCUAUCUGCCCGCUCCUAUAUUACAGAGGGAGCCCUACUACAGAUCUCUGCGGGUUUGUUACCGGCCUAUGAAUCAAUCUAUAAAAGUAAAAUAUGGCAGACUACAAGCAAAUAUCUUCUACACCAGAGCCGUCAAUAACGUGAUACCUUCACUAGAGGCUAAAUCUCGGCUAAAGAUUUUAUGACUGACAGGGCAGGCAUCCAAUCAGGGCUCUCCAUACCAUAAACAACCGUCUGUCAAUUUGCUCUUUCGCCCAAUCACGCGGCUUCGGGGAGAAGGCGGGCCCUUGGGGGUUUUCUAACGCCGUAGCCCUUUAAAAGCACUGGCAAGCCCCGCCCUAUGAUAGCUGAGCGGCUAUUGGUUCGCGGAUUGAGUGACGGGAGAACGAACCAAUCGCUGCUCAGUAUCCAUGCUGCUGCGUGCCCAAUGUGGAAAGCGGCAGCAGUGGCGGCGGUGGAGCGGGCUCUGGCUUGCAGGGAGGGUUUUCGCACGGAGGCUUGUGCUGGAGUCCAGGGCCGGGGGGAGGUUGCAUCUUUCUGUCUGCAUACCAAUUAUUCCUGGCCUGGAGAACGAGGGCUGUGAUGGUGGGCAUCUUGGCAUGGGUGAUCCGCGCUAACGAUCAGGGCUGAGAGAUUAAAUGCCCUAGUGGGCAGGAGGAGUCUAGCUCUGCACAGUCCACGUCAUUUCGCCUGGGAGGAGGGCUGACUUUUCCAUGCAUCGGGGACUUCCUUUCCCUCAGCCAUGCAGGAGUCUCCUGAGCUGGCUGGCUGUCUUCUAAAGUGGGAUCUGCUGCCGCCGUCUCUGCCCAGCGCCUCCGGACCACAGCCCGUCUCUGGCCGCCUCUGUGCCCCCAUGCAGACCACCUUAUAAGGAUUAAAGAGAGAGAGAAGACGUCUUUUUUCCCCUCUGCCCGGCUGUCCCUGGAUCAUGGCUUCGGUGUGGAAGCGGUUGCAGCGCGUGGGAAAACAUGCCUCCAAGUUUCAGUUUGUGGCAUCGUAUCAGGAGCUGAUGGUGGAAUGCACGAAGAAAUGGCAACCUGACAAAUUAGUUGUGGUGUGGACUAGAAGGAGUCGAAGGAAAUCGUCUAAGGCACAUAGCUGGCAGCCCGGUAUAAAGAACCCUUACCGUGGGGUCGUGGUGUGGCCUGUCCCUGAAAAUGUAGAAAUCACUGUGACUCUCUUUAAGGACCCUCAUGCUGAAGAGUUUGAAGACAAAGAAUGGACAUUCGUGAUAGAAAAUGAAUCUCCUUCUGGUCGUCGGAAAGCUCUUGCAACCAGCAACAUCAACAUGAAGCAAUACGCGAGCCCGAUGCCUACCCAAACCGAUGUCAAGCUGAAAUUCAAACCCCUAUCCAAGAAGGUUGUGUCCGCCACUCUGCAGUUCUCCUUAUCUUGCAUUUUCCUCCGAGAGGGCAAAGCUACCGAUGAAGACAUGCAAAGUCUUGCCAGUCUGAUGAGCAUGAAACAAGCGGACAUAGGAAACCUGGAUGAUUUUGAGGAAGACAACGAGGAUGACGAGGAGAAUAGAGUUAACCAGGAAGAAAAGACUGCUAAAAUAACAGAACUAAUUAACAAGUUGAAUUUCCUGGAUGAAGAGGAGCAGGAUUUGGGGAACUCCGGCUCAACCCCCUUCGAAAGUUCUGACACAACCGAUCUCAAUCCAUUUGGAGACCCAGAUGCUGAAGAAACAACCGUCGACAAAUCCCCCUUAAAGGUGGAGGAGCCAUUCGAUGAAGAAAACCCAUUUAAAGACCCCGAGCUCACAACCUACCGAAACCCAUUUGAUGAGCCAGACGCGGGGCCUGACCUGGCUAUCGAAUUUCAUAAAGAAUCCUCUCCACAACCAGCAAAGAGGAAGAACGCCAGACCUGUGGAUAUGACCAAAUACCUCUACGCUAACAAAGCCAGACAGGAAGAGGAUGAGCUCGAUGAGUCAAACCCAUUCUAUGAACCAAAAGAGAGUGCGGAUAUAGUCCGGAGCUGGCCUAUUAAAGAGUCUGAUCAGGAGAAAAAGAUGAAGAGGAAGGCCCCAUCUCCUCCAGCACCCACACCAAAGAAAGAUGAAACUCCACGCACUCCCCUCUCUGUCCCUUCCGCUAAGGAGCUCUCCUCUUCCCCUAAGCCAAGUCCGUUACCAAGUCCAAUCUUAGGUCGACAACCCAAUGCUAGCCAGUCACUGCUCGCUUGGUGCAAAGAAGUAACAAAGUCCUAUAGAGGAGUAAAGAUAACCAACUUCACCACCUCAUGGAGGAACGGGUUGGCGUUUUGUGCAAUAUUAAACUACUUUAGACCGGACUUGAUUGACUACAAGUCCCUCAAUCCCCAAGAUAUUAAAGAAAACAACAAAAAGGCGUAUGAUGGAUUUGCCAGUAUAGGAAUUUCUCGACUCCUGGAGCCAUCUGACAUGGUUUUAUUAGCAAUCCCAGACAAGCUGACUGUCAUGACCUAUCUGUAUCAAAUCCGGGCACAUUUUUGUGGGCAAGAAUUAAAUGUGGUUCAGAUUGAAGAGAACAGUAGUAAAAGCACAUACAAAGUUGGCAAUUAUGAAACAGACACAAAUAGCUCCAUUGACCAGGAGAAGUUUUAUGCUGAACUUAGUGAUUUGAAUAGUGAACCCGUAUCAGAUAGGCAAGAAGCAGCGGUCCCCAUGCCGGAUGUUGUGUCUGGGAGUGACUCUUCCAUAGCUAGUGCCAGCGUGAUCAGGAACCAUGAUUGCAAAUCCCAAGAUGUAAGUAAACAAGCAAACAAUGAAAGUGACUUUCCUACACCUAGGACUAGAAGCCACCUAGAAAUCCAGGGCUCCAGUAGAACGUUUGAACCUGAGGAACCAAGGUUUGAUGGCACAUACACAAGUCCCUCCCAAACACAGCCAACUGCUGCUAAAAGGAAGUUGCUGAAACCAGAUGUUGCCAGAUCUUAGUGAUUUGUCUUUAUCCAGAUACUAGUAAAGAAGUCUCUUCUCCUGGCCACGGUUUCUGGAGAAACUCAUGGACAUGGUUUACCGGAGCAAGUAAAGCAUAGCCCACCAUCCACACUAGAAUGUAAGAAGCUGGAAAGCAGCACCCAAGUAAAAGAUAUGAAUGUUUCAUCUACUGGCCUACUUGGAGACUCCUAUGAAAAAGUUGUUGAUACUUCCCUUAAGGUCCCAUCUAUUCCACAGACUGGGAUCAGCGCCCUUCUGGACGCUGCAAAAACUGCAUCGAACUAUUCUGAUCAAACUGGAAAAACUCCUGAGCAACGAAUGCUAUCCCGUCAAGAGGAACUAAAAGAGCGUGCCCGGCUAUUGCUGGAGCAGGCCAGAAGGGACGCGGCGCUGAAGGCAGGAAACAAGCAGCGACAGAACACUGCGGCCACGACACGAGCCAAGCAGCUAAGUGAUCAGCAAGAUGAAGAGAGACGCCGGCAGCUGAGAGAGCGAGCACGUCAGCUCAUAGCAGAAGCUCGAUCUGGAGUGAAGAUGUCAGAACUUCCCAGUUACAAUGAGGCAUCUGCAGAAAAGUUGAAAGAAAGAGCAAAGACAUCUGGAGCUGGACAAAACGCUAACUCUGUGGACGUCAAGUUGAAGAGACUUCUGGAGUCUCAGCCACAGGUGGCAAGCUCCCUGUCAAAUGCUGCUCAGAAAACAUCACCCGAAGCCUCCGACAGAGACUUCAAGAAUGGUACCGAAGAAUCUGGUGCGGACAGACAGCACAAAUCUUCAGAUCGUUUCAAGAAUCCCGUCGUGAUCAACAAAGAUUUAACAGUCCGGAAAAUAGAACUAGAGUCCUACAGUCAAUGGGUGGAGAUCUGUCCAGAGAUGAAAAGGCAGAGAUCAAUGCAGGAGGACACACGACGCGGGAAUGAAGGAGCCGUGAUAACCGAGACCCAGAAGAAGCCCUCAGAAGAUGAAGUGCUAAAUAAAGGGUUCAAAGACACCAGUCAGUAUGUAGUAGGAGAAUUGGCAGCCCUAGAGAACGAGCAGAAUCAAAUUGACACCCGUGCCGCGCUGGUGGAGAACCGCCUCCGCUAUCUCAUGGACACAGGAAUGUAUACAGAGGAAGAGGAGACAUUGAUGCAGGAAUGGUUCAUGCUUGUGAACAAGAAAAACGCCCUGAUCAGGAGAAUGAACCAGCUUUCACUUCUGGAAAAGGAACAUGACCUAGAGAGACGGUUUGAGCUACUGAACAGAGAGUUACGAGCCAUGCUCGCUAUAGAAGACUGGCAAAAAACCGAAGCCCAGAAGAGACGGGAACAACUUUUACUCGAUGAACUGGUUAUCCUGGUUAAUAAGCGCGAUGCCUUGGUUAGAGACUUGGAUGCCCAGGAGAAGGAGGCUGAGGAAGAGGAGGAACACUUAGAAAGGACUCUAGAGCAAAACAAAGGCAAAAUGACCAAGAAAGAAGAGAAAUGUCUAAUCCAGUGACCAGCACUGUUUGGGAAAGACGCUGCUUGGGCCCAUAAUCUCUUGUGCAUCAUGGUUUCACUGAGUGACUGGAAGCACUAUUAUCAAGACUAAACUGAAACCCGGCAUAGGGGAGGCCCGAGUCAGCGUCACGAGUUCUAAUAUAAUAAUUUCAGUUUCAAAUGUUUGAUUUUUUGGCUCAACUUCUGCAUAAAUGGAGACCGCAAAAGCAUUCUGGCACUGAGAGGGUUAAACGAAUGCCUUUUUGCACCGCUGUCCUGGAGUCGGUAAUAACGCACUGAAGCUGAAUACACAGAGGCGGCCACCUGUUGUAUGGCCCAGGGACUUCUCAAAGCAACUUUUCUUCCAUUAGCAGUCGCCUAGUAAGCCACCACGGAUGGUCGGGGAGGACUUGCUAGAGCAACCGAAUAUUGUUUUAAUUGAGCGACACUGGAGACUGCGUCGUCUCCGUCAAUGUUCUCACCUAGUCCUGCCAUUUUCUAUUGCUAUGUACGCUGCCUACAUUUUAAUUUGAAUGGUAUACACGCCAGGCUGUAUUGACAGGUUUUUAUUUUGAUCAGCUAUUUUACAUAAUAUUCUCCACAAAUUAAAUACUGUGUAUGUUCCGCCAGAGGAUUGACCCGUGUGUCAUAGAUUACCCACAAAGCCCUUCCAUAUUACAUUUGGCUUCAGAACCAGCUGCAGUUUACAUUUCUGUCAGAAGCUUAACCGUUUGUGGGAGAAAACCUAUUUAUUUUAUGCUUUUAACUACGACUGAAACUAUACAUUAUUCGCUUAUGACGCCGUUGCUAUUUAUUUCUGCGAAAAAGGAAAAUAAAUAUGAAUAAAAAAAAUUUAAAAAAACUAUUCAUGUGUCAUGCCACAUUGUACCGGUAUGAUAUAUUAUACUGUGUCCUGUCAGAAUAUACAUCAUGUCACAUUGGUGCAACUGUUUAUUUAUUACUGUCUCAUGCAAUUUUCAAUAAAACCAGAAUAUUUCUUA
This is a messenger RNA of Bufo bufo (common toad), 5504 nucleotides long. RefSeq names its product EH domain binding protein 1 (gene EHBP1). Gene Ontology annotation, molecular function: protein binding. The transcript has 23 exons. The record is from RefSeq and is a predicted model, not a curated record. Lineage: Eukaryota; Metazoa; Chordata; Amphibia; Anura; Bufonidae.